This is a messenger RNA of Durotheca rogersii, 2287 nucleotides long. Its product is annotated as Gpi16 subunit, GPI transamidase component. Bases 241 to 2052 code for a protein of 603 amino acids. Gene Ontology annotation, cellular component: GPI-anchor transamidase complex. Gene Ontology annotation, biological process: attachment of GPI anchor to protein. The record is from RefSeq and is a predicted model, not a curated record. The transcript is spliced from 3 exons. NCBI's taxonomy places the organism in Eukaryota, Fungi, Ascomycota, Sordariomycetes, Xylariales, Xylariaceae.
CCCCCCUCUCCCAACACUACUGAGUACCUACCUAGCGUGCCUAACCUAGCGUCAGGUACCUGACCUGGGCACUCCCCAAGCCCUGUUCCUCAGCUAAACAGUGUACCUGUCCUGUUACCUCGCUCGCUGUCAUAUCUUGCUGCCCCCAGAGGAGCCCGUCGAGUCCAUCCUGUUCCCUCUUCAACUAACCACCAACCAUUUUCCAACCCAGGUCGUUCUGAUGGACCAUCGACGGCCACGAUGCGUCCUUUCUUUUCUUACUUGAUACCCUUGUUCUUCCUCUUUUGGCGGUCCGCCGCUUCCGACUACUACGAGCGCCUCACCCUCAAACCAUUACCGCAAUCCGCCCUCCUCGCCAGCUUCAACUUCAAAUCCAACACGAGCCUAUCGCAAUUCGAGGCGCACGACUUUCGCUUCUUCCCCCGGUCGAUAGGCCAGAUACUGCAGCAUGUAGGAACGCGCGAGCUCCAUCUAAGGUUCAGCCUGGGGAGGUGGGAUGCUGAGAGCUGGGGUCGGCGGCCGUGGGAUGGCACGAGAGAGGGCGGAACCGGCGUCGAGCUCUGGGCGUGGUUGGAGGCGGACACCGGCGAAGAGGCUGACCAUAAAUGGCUGACUCUGACGAACGCGUUGUCUGGCCUCUUUUGCGCGUCGCUGAACUUCAUCGACGAGACGAGGACGACCCGACCUGUCAUGUCCUUCCAGCCCGAAGGCACCCACGUCAACUCUACCCUCGCCAACCUGCACCUCUUGCACGGCGUCCUACCGAGAGAAGUCGUCUGCACCGAGAAUUUGACCCCGUUCUUGAAGCUCCUCCCGUGCAAAGGGAAGGCCGGAAUCUCGAGUCUCCUGGACGGGCACAAGCUCUUCGACGCAUCUUGGCAGAGCAUGGCGAUCGAUAUCCGGCCUAUAUGUACGGGCGGGGAGGGGUGCGUGUUGCAAAUCGAGCAGACAAUCGACAUGGUUCUGGAUAUCGAGCGGUCUAAACGGCCCAGGGGUAAUCCGAUUCCCCGGCCACCGCCAGGUCACGAUCUCAAAUGCAACUCGACAAAGCCAUACCACUCGGACGACACAUGCUUCCCCAACGAUUUCCUCGAGGGCCAAGAAUGGACUCUGGACCAAGUUUUCGGCAAGCCCGUUAAGGGGGCUUGCCCAUUGGCUGGUCUCGAUGCCACCCCCGUUUGCAUCGUAGCCCCCUAUAGCCGGGAUGUCUUUACAGCAGGCGGCGCGACCGAGGUUAAGUAUCCCGACCACGCCACGCGCUGCUACAAAAUCCCCACCGAUGUGGACUUCUCCAUGGUCCUCCCCCGUAUGUCGCGGGAGGGAGAACACGGCAAGACGGAUGCGGAUGAGAUGUUCCAACCAGAUGUCCCGCUUCUCUAUGCCGAGCGCAGUUCCACGGGCCACGGACAAGAACGUGGCGGCAUCCGUACUAUUCUCACUAACCCGAGCCCGGAUUACGAGGUCGAGUUUAUCUAUAUGGAGAGCCUACCGUGGUUUAUGCGAAUAUAUCUCCACACUCUCAAGACACAGAUUAGCGGGGGUAAGCGAGGGCAUGGCAAGGAGAUACUCGAAGAAAUAUACUAUCGUCCAGCCUUAGAUCGCGUCCGGGGAACACAGCUCGAGCUACGGAUGCGCAUUCCGCCAGCCAGCACUGUUUUCCUCAGCUAUGACUUCGAAAAGUCCAUCCUGCGCUACACCGAGUAUCCCCCAGACGCGAACCGUGGCUUCGACGUCGCUGCUGCCAUCAUCACCAUACUGCCGUCCACCGCGCCCGACGCCCCUCACGCGCGAGCGAUAACGUCCAACCUACGGACCACGACCCUACUACUCAGCCUGCCCACGCCCGACUUCAGUAUGCCAUAUAACGUGAUCAUCUUUACUAGCACGGCUAUCGCCCUCGCUUUUGGGGGCUUGUACAACAUGUUGAUACGGAGGUUCGUCGGCGCCGACGAAGGACCCGCGGUCGGCCUCAGCGGCCUCAAGGGGAAGGUCAUAGAGGGCAUUAUCAAGCUCUCUCAAAAAAUAAAGGCCGCCAAGGGGAAAGUAGAUUAGGUAGACAACCGGUCUCGGUAUUGUCUUUCUUGGGUAAGUAUCAAAAUAGACACGAAGGGUUGACUCCCGUGUCGUUCAUUUUUAGCUUAGCUAUCAGCGUCUUAUCCCCAUGUAUGAUCCCCGAAGCAGAUAGAAUAGCAGCAUAGCGAAAACCGAGCAGUGAUAGACUAGUAGAAUAUCUACUAGAGGCACCAGGUCAACCACUAAUUAAGAAUGGGCGCGUUGCCGCCUAUUA